Heteronotia binoei (common prickly gecko) is the source of this 3824-nucleotide messenger RNA. RefSeq names its product integrin subunit alpha L (gene ITGAL). Gene Ontology annotation, molecular function: integrin binding. Gene Ontology annotation, cellular component: external side of plasma membrane; integrin complex. The record is from RefSeq and is a predicted model, not a curated record. The coding region runs from base 203 to 3709 and encodes 1168 amino acids. Gene Ontology annotation, biological process: cell-cell adhesion; cell-matrix adhesion; integrin-mediated signaling pathway. NCBI's taxonomy places the organism in Eukaryota, Metazoa, Chordata, Lepidosauria, Squamata, Gekkonidae. The transcript is spliced from 30 exons.
GUGAGAGAUCACUAUCUGUUUGGAAAUUGAAAAGUCUUUCCACCCCUUCCCCUUUCCUCUGCUUCUUGUGUUCUUUCAGUCUCACUCUGCUCCAAAAGUAUCUCUUGGCUUUAUCGAAUUCUUCAGCUGGGUGCCCUGGCGUCUCCUACCAGGUCAUGCUCUCCUGAAGAUAAGCGGCUACAACCUUUGCUGCCACAACACCAUGGCUGGUCUCCCAUUUCCAUCCCACUUUCUGAUGCUUCUGAUUGGAUCUGUGCUUCGAGGUCCUUCCCCAGCACUGGGGUACAAUAUCGACAUCUCUCCUGCCGCUGUAUUCUCUUCCAACUCCAGUGUGCAAUUUGGAUAUGAGGUUCUGCAGAUUGGGGAAGGCCCUGAAGCCAGGAUCAUUAUAGGAGCCCCUGGUGAGCCAAACACCACAGGCCAUGUGUACCAGUGUAAAAUGCAAAAUGAAGAGUGCCAGGAUAUUCCACUUGAGGGAGGCUCUGGAGUAUCCCACCUUGGCAUGACACUGGCAAGCAACUCUCAGAGAUCUAAGAUGAUAGCGUGUGGGCCAGGAGUUGCCCAGCACUGUGACAAAAAUCUCUUUGUGAGCGGGAUCUGCUAUCUGUUUGAUGCCAAACUACAUGAACCCAAGAACAUAACUACAGGAUACCAAAAGUGCCUGAAAGGGGAUGUGGACCUGGUGUUUCUCUUUGAUGGCUCAGAAAGCUUGAAAAGUGGGGAGUUCAACAACAUCAAGGAGUUCAUGAUUGAUGUGAUGGAGAAAUUACACAACAGCACCAUCAGGUUUGCUGCUGUGCAGUUUUCAUUUGAUAUCAGUAUCGAGUUUGAUUUUAAUAAUUACACCAACAAUCCCAAUCCUCGAAAUUUGUUGGCUAGUGUGGAACACAAGAAAAGUACUACAAACACUUUCAAGGCCAUCAGAUACGUGGCGGAAAAUGUUUUUGUUCCUGAACGUGGCACCCGACCAGGAGCAAACCGAGUAAUGGUCAUCAUCACAGAUGGAGACGCCACCGACUCAGACGCUGGUGGAAGAAGCGUACAGGCUGCCAAGGACAAGAAGAUCUUGCGCUUCAUAAUUGGGGUUGGAAGUUACUUUCCCAAGAAUGUGAGCCAAGCUAAGGUCACAAAGAUUGCCUCUGAACCCAUCAGUGACUUUGUGAAGGUCCUCAGGAGCUUUGAGGAGCUUAAGGACAGCUUCAAUGAGCUCCAGUCAAAGAUCUACGAUAUUGAAGACACCAGUGACAGCGACAGUCGCUCCUUCUACCUGGAGAUGUCGUCCAGUGGAUUCAGUGCUGAUAUAUCCCAUGGCCGGGUGGUCCUGGGAGCUGUAGGGGCUAACGAUUGGGCCGGAGGCCUGUUAGAGCAGCAGGAGGGUUUGGCCCACGAGAAGUUCAUCACUGCCUCUGCUGCUAAGGAUGAAAUGAAAGCAGCCUACUUGGGGUAUGCGCUGAAAUUCUUACAGCAUCAGAAGAGGGAGCUGUAUGCGGUCGGAGCCCCUCGGUACCAACAUGUGGGAAGGGUCUUGGUGUUCGAGGUCAACCCCAGCCCUGCCAACUGGACAUUAAAGCAGCAGAUUCCCGGGGAGCAGAUAGGGUCAUAUUUUGGGGCAGUACUUUGUUCAGUGGAUGUGGACAGCGAUAGUGAAACAGACCUGCUUCUCGUCGGGGUGCCACUGUAUUUUAAAGACAGGAGAGGAGGUCGGGUUUAUGUCUACGGCUGGGCACAGGAUAAUCUUGCCCUCCUGGGGGAGCUUCAAGGGGACUCAGGAUAUCCCUUUGGCAGUUUUGGAGCAGCUGUUGCUGACCUGGCAGACAUCAAUGGGGAUGGACUGACAGAUGUGGCUGUGGGAGCCCCCCUAGAAGAUGGGGAGACUGGAGUUGUCUACAUCUACAAUGGCUACGAGAAGACGGUGCAUAUGGAGUAUAGCCAGAAAAUUAAAGGAGCAAACAUUUAUCCUGGCUUGAAAUUCUUUGGACGGUCCAUCCAUGGAAAGACAGACCUCAGUCAAGAUGGGCUCCCUGACGCUGCCGUGGGAGCUCUGGGAAAGGCUGUGGUGCUCCGCUCCAGGCCCAUUGUGACAGUAGCUGCAACUGUGCAAUUUUGGCCACUGGAAAUCCCAGUGAAAGAAGUGGAGUGUCUGGGGAAUGCUGGCUCCUGGCAGGCGGUAGAGAUCAACCUCACCAUCUGCUUCAAUGCCAGUUUAGCCACCAAGCACUACCAAGGGCAUCUCUCUGCCAACCUUUCCUUCUACUUGGAGAUUGACGGGAACCGGAUGAAGAACCGAGGAGUGUUCAAGAAUGGCAAGAAGGUUGUGGAGGGGACCCAGCGCAUAUCUGUGGGAUCAGUGUGCAUUCAAGAUAAGAUGCGCAUCCCAAACUGCAUUGAGGAUUACAUCUCAAGUAUCAAGGUCUUUGUGAAUUUCUCCCUCAUCGAUGACGAGGACCCUAACAAGGGAGAUCUUGGCCCUAUUCUGAACCCAUUGAGCAACAGAACUACAGUGGAGAUUCCUUUUGAGAAGAAUUGUGGGGAAGAUGGGGUUUGUGAGGCUGACCUGAGACUCCGCUUCCAUGCUUCAGGGUCUGAGGAGCUGCUUCUCUCUCCUGCAUUUGUACUGCGGGUGGUCUUGGAACUGGAGAACUUCCAUGAGGAUGCUUACCAUGCCGUCCUCUCCUUGCUCCACGUUCCUGGCCUCUCCUUCCGCAAAGUUUCUGUGCUCAAGUCUAGUGCUCAGACCAUCGUGAGCUGUGAUGGGAUGCCAGUCACACAAGGAGUCAAGAAUCUCAUUUGCAAUGUCAGCCAUCCUGUUUAUAGGGCACAAACAAAUGCUUUGAUUGAGCUCCGGUUUGAUGUCCUUGAAAACAGCUCCUGGGGAGACAAUGUGGAGAUGAAGGCAUAUGUCAGCAGUGAUAAUGAGAGGAAUGACACCCUUAACAACAACGUGGACACUCUCAGCAUCCCUGUCCAGUACCCCAUCAACAUCAUGGUCAAAGGCUUGGAGACAUCCAUACAGUACAUUAACUUCAGUUCUGUCCAUCAGGAAAACAAGACGGUGACGCACAUCUAUGAAGUGAAAAAUGUGCCCCUGGGUGAUUUCCCACCUGCUGCAGUGACAGUGUUUGUGAAAGUGCCAACCACAUUGACUGCUGGGCUGAUAUGGGAAGUUAAUAGUGUCCAGGCUGAACCCUUUGUGAUGUGUGAACUUAUUCCACUGGACAAUGGCACAGAAAGGACAAAGUCCAUUAAGGACCAUCCUCAGCUAACCGAGUGUGCUCUUCACAAAUACCACAUCUAUCAAUGUAGCCUCGGACAGCUAAAUUCCUGUGUUAUCAAUGUUACUGGAACAGUGUAUUCUACGAGCAAAAUUGAGCAAUUCUCUCAGUCCAGCUUCUGCACAGCCUCAUGGCUCACGUUUGACACCAGAAGAUACUUCAAUCAGUAUGACAAAUAUGCCCAGUCUCAGGUCACGACAAAGGUAGAUAUGAUUUACGUGAUGAAUUAUCUCCCUAUUAUUAUAGGCAGCGCUGUAGGAGGCCUUUUCUUGCUUAUUCUCAUCAUUGUGGGACUUUACAAGUGUGGAUUUUUCAAGCGUAAUUAUAAAGACAAGAUGGACCAUGCAGGUGAAACUGAGACUGCGUUCCCAGCAGAAGGCAGCCUGGAGGAUGAUGAAGAAAAAGUCCCACAGAACGGAGAAGUAGAGAGCAAAUAACCAGGGGCUGCUUCCACACUAGCCAUUUGAUCUGGAACGGACACUGGUUUUAACAAAGAAUCCAGAUGGCAUUGUUGACAAACUGUUGCUGCCCCCCAUUUUCUGACUUUUGUUA